GGGUGGGAGCGGUCCGGGGGAAAGCAUCGGAGAGUCCGAGCACAAGCGAGAGCAGAGAGCAUCAGCAAAGCCAGCCUCGGCUCUCCACGAACUCCACGGAGCCUCCUCGCGCCGCCGCUGGGAUCAUCACGCCGUUGCCCGAUCUGCUCGCGCGGAAACCUGUUGCUGUUGCUGUCUUCGGACGGACGCCGAAUCGGAGCGGCUAGGCAUCACAGUUUGGUCCGAGACCGAGAUCGGGAGGGGAAGCUGCCGUGGAAGGCCCUCCCCCGGCUAGCUCUACAGGUCUUCCGCUUACUUUCUGGAAGCCUCAGCGGACUGCGGUGUACGGCUGCCCGCGGCUGGGUCUGGGUCUGUUCUGGGCUCCACGUGGAUGCGCUGCGUCUCCGGAGCCGGUGCCGGUGCCGGAGGAGCAUACGACGAGGCUGUGGCUGCUGCUUCCGGUUGGGCGCGGGGCCCGGGCUGUCGUUCCACCUGCUGUGGCUCUGGGUGGGGAUCGGCGGCGGGGAGUGAGCCGUGAGCGGAUGGAAGAGGACUGCACUUACUGCUCUUGAAUCUUACUAUAUACAGCACCUGGAUUCCGGACCAGCGAGAGAGAGCUGGAGCCGAUUGGGCAGUUGGAUCGUGUUGAUUACCCGUCGCAGGCUUGCAGCUGCACAAAUCAGGAGUUGAUUCCGGCGUUUGGUGCGGUGGUGGUGUUGGCGCGCUCUGCGCCGGCUUCGGCCAAGGCGUUACCAAUUGGGAUAUGGUGGAUGAGAGGGAUCCGGGGUGCCUGUCAGGAGAUCUGGUUGAACUGCCGUGCUGGGAAUUCAGUCUCGUUGUACUUCUACUAGGUGUGGCACCAUGUCCAGGUGCUUCCCGUUCCCGCCGCCAGGGUUUGAAUCAAGGCCCAGGAGUGAGGAGCGCCGCAAGGAUUUGCUGAGAAAGGAAAAACACAAGGAGAAGAAGCACAGAAAGGCAAAGGACAGGGGAAAAGGAGAACCAAAAGAAAAGGGUAGAGAUUAUAGGAAAGAUAAGCACAACAGGAAACACAAAAGAGCGAAGCGUGGAGAGAGGAAAAAGAAUAAGGACAUAUAUAAAGACAGAAAUCAAACUUUGAGACAUAGAAAACCAAAAGAAAAUGGACAGCAAGAAUCACUCAAAGAUAUUAUACCAGCUGAUGAGUUGGUUACCCAAAUUUUUGGUCAAGGAGAUCAUACAGACCUCAAAUAUAACUAUACUGAGUUGCUUCCUUGGAGCACUGAUAGCAUUGGUUGUACAGGUUCUAAAGAGAAGGAAAGGAAUGGUAGAAUGAUUAAGAAAUCUGAGCAAGGAACAGAGGACAAUUACGGGAUGGUGCAAAAGGGUGAUAGUAUUGUUCAUGCCAAUAAAGAAGGAAUGGGCAGGGGUGUCGAUUCUAAAACUGAAAUAAAGAAUGGGAAGAGCCUUCAAGAUAGAUCAGCUGAAAUGCAUUCCAGAAGAAGGUACAGUUGUAAUGGAGUUGGUUUAUGCCAUGAUAAUUCAGAUACACAAAGAAGCUCUGAAGGUAUACAUACUGCAACUGGCAGAGUCGCACCUAACCCAAAUAUUUUUCAGAGAACGGAAGAAACAGGACAAUAUCCUAAUAUUUCUGUCCAUUCUGCAAACAUGAAAAAUGACAAAAGUAGCACAGAAAGUACGGGGGAGGAAAAUCAAGGUGCGAAUAAUUUCCGACACAAGAUGGAUUGGCAAUUUGCACGAGAUAAAGAUGGAGCAGUUCAAGGGAAAGAAAAAGGUAACUAUCGUAGAGGUCUUGAAGGCAAAGAUAGAGAUAGUGUUGUAAAGAAAAGAAAGACUGAAUGCAAAAAUAAAGAGAAAGAAGCGGAGAAAAAUGGCACUGUCAAUGAGGAUAAACAUGAAGAUCUUGGUGCACUUGGUGCGAGCAAGGACAAGGUCGAUAAUCUGGUGCGUUUGGACUGUCUUAAUGAGCAAAAGUUCGCUUCUGAUAUCAGGAAAAUGAAAGACUUUUACCCUAAUAGCUCUUCACAUGAAAACAGUAUGAGAACAAGUAAGCUGUCAAUGAUAUCUCUUUCCAAUCUUACUUGUGUGGACGGGAAAAUGUCACGGCAUCCUCAGCGGAUCAAAUAUCGUUAUUCUACAGAACUAAUUGGGUUGAAUACUUGUGAUAUAGGUCAGCAUGAGUGCCAACAUAGCUAUAACAAUGGCAUCACUGGCUCUCGUUAUUUAGAGGAGCAAAUGCCUUCAAUUUCCUCAUCUGGUUAUGAGAGUAACAAAGGUUAUCUGAAGCAACCUCACCCUGAUACCAAGUAUCUGAGCCAAGUGCACUGCAUACCUUCAACACUGGACUUCUCAGAGUACAUUGAUCAGGACUGGUUGUUUUCUGUGGGUCAUGUUAAGCAAACAGAGACACUUGAGGCUAUAGAAUCACACCAAGUUUGGACUGAUGCACAGCUAAUUGAUACUGCCGAUGUAAGUGCUAUGCCUUACGUUGUUCCUUUCUGAUGGCACUCACAGUGAUAUACACGGUGAGUUGGCUACUGCAACUUGAGUUAUGAUAUGAAGGGUCCAGGAGAUCGCCUGACUAGUUUACAACAUAACUACUGUGAUGCAUAUCAGGCUGUUUCACUCACUCAAGCAAUCUUUGUUGAACUGAGAGCAAACAUUUGGUGUCUGGCUGAAUAAAUGUUGGCUGUGUCCAAACUCGGCACUUUUGGUGUCUGCCUGGCGGUUCUCUUGUCUCUGAUGUAUCCAAUCAUUCUACUAACCAAUGCUCAAAAUGUUGUACUCCCUCUGUCCCUGAAUAAAUAGAUUCUUGGAUUGUCUUAGGUUAAAGUUUUUAAACUUUGACUAAAUUUGUAGAAAAGAAAAUCAAGA
This is a messenger RNA of Sorghum bicolor (sorghum), 2850 nucleotides long. RefSeq lists its product as uncharacterized. The transcript has 3 exons. NCBI's taxonomy places the organism in Eukaryota, Viridiplantae, Streptophyta, Magnoliopsida, Poales, Poaceae. The coding region runs from base 841 to 2478 and encodes 545 amino acids. The record is from RefSeq and is a predicted model, not a curated record.